AUGGAGACAAAACGUUUGGCAAAUGUGAUCGCGAUCUUGUUCAGCUUCUUGGCAGUUGGGUUUAUAAGCACACAAACGGACAUUAACACGUUCGGGAUUUUUCGGGAGAAGAGUUACUACUUUGGUAACACAUUUAAGCUCAACUGGUACAAGGCGUCCGAGUACUGCAGGACGCGCGGCAUGUUUCUGGUAACGGUCAACAAUGACGAGCAGCUGAACGGUGUGGUGGAGCACAUCGAAAAGAGUGGCUUUACCAAAACGCACGGCAUCCUGCACAUGUGGACAUCCGGCAACGAUCUCGGCGAGGAGGGCCAGUUCUUUUUCGCCUCGACGGGCGAACGGUUAACGUAUGAUCGGUGGACCAAAAACGAGCCAAACAAUGCGAUGCACGAUAACUGCACGUACGAGCAUUGUGUCGUGCUGGAAUACUUUCAACCGUGGUCGAUCAACUACACCUUCGACGAUCGGCAGUGUGGGGCGGAAAACUUUUUCAUGUGCGAAACACUGUACGAUUAG
Anopheles maculipalpis is the source of this 516-nucleotide messenger RNA. RefSeq names its product C-type lectin 37Da-like. The coding region runs from base 1 to 516 and encodes 171 amino acids. The transcript is spliced from 2 exons. Lineage: Eukaryota; Metazoa; Arthropoda; Insecta; Diptera; Culicidae. Gene Ontology annotation, molecular function: carbohydrate binding. Gene Ontology annotation, biological process: biological process involved in interspecies interaction between organisms. The record is from RefSeq and is a predicted model, not a curated record. Gene Ontology annotation, cellular component: external side of plasma membrane.